This is a messenger RNA of Erythranthe guttata (spotted monkey flower), 1221 nucleotides long. RefSeq lists its product as uncharacterized. The record is from RefSeq and is a predicted model, not a curated record. Lineage: Eukaryota; Viridiplantae; Streptophyta; Magnoliopsida; Lamiales; Phrymaceae.
AUGGCGGAUUUAUACGGCCCGACGGACGCAGUGAUGUGCAAAAUGUUCCGCACCACUCUCUCAAAUAGAGCUAUGAAUUGGUUCAACUCUCUACCCACAAGAUCGAUUGACACCUUCGCUCGGUUGUCAACACGGUUCACCAAUCAAUUCGCCAUCAACAAGCAGUAUGCCAAGACCCCAGCCCACAUUUUCUCUGUAGUACAGAGAGAUAACGAAACGCUCCGCAACUACAUCAAGCGUUUCGUAGAAGCCGUCCAUGAAGUCCCCAGUGUAGGGCAAGACAUGCUGUCUGGGAUUAUGCAACAAAACUUGAAGCCAGGUAGAUUCAAAGAAUCAAUCGCCGGAAGGCCUCCAGGCAAUCUAGAGGAAUUGCUGAAUCGAGCCGAAAAAUAUGUACAGAUAGAGGAAGCCUCUACCCAUGCUCCUCCUAAAAGGAAAAGGGAAGAUGACCGUCAGGACAAUAGGAGGCGGGAUGAUCGACGUCCACCACUUCCACCUCAAGGUCAACCAUCUUCCUCCUACAAUAGGUUCACGCCGCUAAACACUCGCCUCACUGAAAUCCUCCACGUGAUAGAACAAAGAGGUUUAGCAGAGCUUCCACGUCCUAUGCAGCCAAAUGCAAAACAAGAAAAGUCGGACUGCUACUGUCGAUUCCACAAGGAUAGAGGACAUACUACCGAGGAUUGUGCACAACUCAAGGUAGCCAUUGAAAGAUUGAUCAAGCAGGGCCACUUAGGCGAGUACAUCGAUAAGACUCGAAACAAGCUCCGUGAUGACCUCCCACGCCGAGAUAACAAUCGAGAUCAAACACAACGAAGAGAGGAGGGAAGUCAUCGGCGAGGACAAGAUAACAAUGACAAUCAACCCACCCUGGGAGCCAUUAACUUUAUCUCCGGAGGACCGGCGGGUGGCGAUUCACAAAAUGCGAGACGCAACCUCGCUCGGUCAGCACGUAUGAAUCAAGAGCAUGCCUCUUCGUCCGCCUCUAUCUACCAGAUACGAAGACCUGAUCAUAGCAUAAUCUUCAACUCUUCGGACCUUGAAGGUCAAGAUGAAUAUCAUGUUGAUACACUGGUGAUCACAGCAUCGGCCGCCAAUUUCCUGGUUAAGAAGAUAUUGGUGGACGGUGGAAGCUCAGCCGACAUAAUAUAUCUCCACGCUUUCAAGCAACUAGGCAUAGAUAAUGCCCAGUUUAACCCCAUCUCCACGCCCCUAAAAUGA